AGCAUUUAAUAAUGUCCAUAAUGACCAGUGAUGACAAAUAUUUAUUUGAAUAAUGAUUAAUGAAUAAUGACUAAAAAUGCUACAUUGAAAAAAAACAUAUGUAGUGCUAUUUAGAGAAAAUCAUUAUGUUUUAGUGCUAUGUACUUAAAUUCGUCUAUUAUUUUUAACUUAAUGAUGCAGCUAAGAGAUAUCAUUCAAGUUUUAUUGAAGUUGAAGAAGCGUCUCCACACCUAAUCUUCUCCUAGUAACUAUCGCCCCCUUCACUCACAUCGCACAAUAACACUAAACCCAUCGUUCCCUUUCUUUCACCCAUUCUCCUGACUCCUUCGUCUUCUUCAAACGCAUCCGAGAGAGAGAGAGAGAGAGCUUUCAGAUAUGGCUUCCACUGCUCUCUCACAUUCCCUUUUCUCUACCCUCAACGCUCACUCGCCAAUCUCCCGCAAGGGAAACAUCGUCCACAAAUCUCCUCCCCUCUCCUUUUACCGAUCGCUGCCCGUGAAAUUCCGCCCCAUAUCGGUCCAAUGCGAUUCAACCCAGACCAGUUUCAUCGCCAGAUGUGCACCGGCCGACAUUGGAUCGCCGGCCACCAAGACUGAAACCCCAAUUGAAUUGAGGUACCCAUCAUUUCCGACAGUAGUCGAUAUCAAUCAGAUUAUGGAUAUUCUGCCGCACCGCUAUCCAUUUUUGCUGGUCGAUAGAGUAAUUGAGUACAAUCCCGGAGUUUCAGCUGUAGCAAUCAAGAAUGUUACCAUUAACGACCAGUUCUUCAAUGGUCACUUCCCCGGUAGGCCAAUCAUGCCCGGGGUUCUCAUGAUUGAGGCAAUGGCGCAGGUAGGUGGGGUGGUGAUGCUGCAGCCGGAAGUGGGAGGCUCGCGCAGCAAUUUCUUCUUCGCAGGGAUUGACAAAGUGAGGUUCCGGAAGCCUGUUGUCGCGGGAGAUACGUUGGUGAUGAGAAUGACACUCACCAAGCUCCAAAAGCGAUUUGGGAUUGCAAAGAUGGAAGGGAAAGCCUAUGUGGGAGGCGACCUGGUUUGCGAGGGUGAGUUCUUGAUGGCCACCGGCACCAGCGAGUAGAAGAAGAGGAAGAAGAAACUGUUUAUCAAUGGCUUUUUCUAUUAUUAUUACUUAUAAAAAAAUCUUUUUUUUGAUCAAAGGCUGGUUGAUUUUUCGGAUAAUUGGUGCUUCUGCUUCCAACUAUCCCCUUAUUUCUCAUUGAUCAAAAGCUGGUUGUAUCUGAAUCUUAUAGAGGGUGGUGAUGAUUAUAUGAACAUGUAUUUGGUUUUUGGUUUUAUUGGUACUUCACAUUUCAUUACAUAUAAUAUGGGUUUAGUCUUUACUCAAGAUU
Cuscuta campestris is the source of this 1345-nucleotide messenger RNA. NCBI's taxonomy places the organism in Eukaryota, Viridiplantae, Streptophyta, Magnoliopsida, Solanales, Convolvulaceae. The record is from the annotation of a GenBank genome assembly.